AUGCUUGCGAAUGACGAAAAGCCUUUGUCUCCACUGAUCUUAUAUUUUCAGAACUCGGUCCCGAAUGAUCUGGAAAAUCGUCGUUAUGUCGUCUAUCAACUGGUGCUCAUGCUUCGUGCUCACAUCGCCGCAGUGUUAUCAAGCCGUGGAAUCAGUUUCUGGUCGAUGCAGCAAGACUCGUUAUGGACGGAGAACUUUGCGUCGAUGCAGGUCGAAAGGCAUUAUCCAAAUUCGAACCUGAUAUUCGACACAGUUGGCAAUGAUCAG
Ostertagia ostertagi is the source of this 267-nucleotide messenger RNA. Lineage: Eukaryota; Metazoa; Nematoda; Chromadorea; Rhabditida; Trichostrongylidae. The record is from the annotation of a GenBank genome assembly.